AUGCUCUCCCGUAUCGGAAACCCCACUCCCCUCGGCCUCGUCUCAUUCUCCGCCACCCUCGGUGCAGCCUCCUGGGCAAUCAUGGGAUGGCAAGGAACGAGUGGUGCGACCAUGCAAGCACUCGCCGGCGAAUUCCUCUUCUUCCCUGGUCUUUGUUUGAUUAUUUGUGCGCAGUGGGAGUUGGUCUUGGGUAACUCUUUCGCAUUCACGGUCUUUGGCGCCUUCGGUGCGUACUGGAUCGCGCUUGGGUACAUCUUGGUUCCGGGUUACAAUGUUGCUGGGUCUUAUGUUACGAAUGGUGUCGCUUCCCCAGAACUCAACAAACUACUGGGUUUCUUCCAAGCCUCGUACGCCGCUGUCAACUUCUUCUUCUGUGUUGGCUCCCUUCGUACGAACAUUCCGUUCAUGUGGGUCUUCUGGAACUUGGAGAUUGCGUUGAUCUUGUUGAGUAUCGCCUACAUGAAGGACAUGUCCCCCGAAGCAGCUCAUCGCGUUACUGUCGCUGGUGGUGCUUUUGCGUUCAUCUGUACCUUUGGAGGAUGGUAUCUCUUCUUGAUUGAGAUGUUGAGUAUGCAAGGGUUCUCGGUGAAGUUGCCUGUUGGUGACAUGAGCAGGUUCUGGAAGAAGUCGGAAGACAAGACGGAGUAA
Messenger RNA from Saitoella complicata NRRL Y-17804, 648 nucleotides. RefSeq lists its product as uncharacterized. The record is from RefSeq and is a predicted model, not a curated record. The transcript has a single exon. Gene Ontology annotation, molecular function: acetate transmembrane transporter activity. The coding region runs from base 1 to 648 and encodes 215 amino acids. NCBI's taxonomy places the organism in Eukaryota, Fungi, Ascomycota, Saitoellomycetes, Saitoellales, Saitoellaceae. Gene Ontology annotation, cellular component: plasma membrane.